CUAUUGAUGGAACGAGUUAUAGAGGAACUAGACAGCAUGAAUCUCAGCAGUGACGCCAAUCUUCUCUACCUGUCCGUCGUCCUGGCCAACUCCAGUGAGCGGGCACGCCCUCUGGCCGUCUGCAUGCUCUGGCAGCUCCUGGCCCGCCGCCUGCCCGGCAUUAAGAUCACCAUGCAUCGCUAUCGUGAGCUCUCGGAGCUGGCCGAGGGCAUAGCCCUGAGUCGUCCCGAAAUGCCGGAGGAGAUAAUGUUGGAUGAGAGUGCCGAUGAGGACCUCAGGCAAGAAGUCGAGUCCGAUCGGGAGUUCCGAAAGGCCAAGCUCCUGGUCCUACUGGAGGCAAUCGAAAAUCUGUUGCGCCUCGUCCUGGAGGCGGAUAAUACGGAUCUGAAGGAGUUCGGAUAUCCGAAUCACUUUUUCGAAUUGGAGCGCAAGGAUGCCGCGUCCCUGUACAUGGUGUGUCUGGGACUGGUGCAAAAAGUGCCAGACGAUGAGGAUACGCUACAUACCAAGUUACAUAAUGUUUUGUGUAACCUUUCGGAAAUUUUGGUCAAAUGUCUUGACCUUAAAACUCAAUCAAGUACAACCACUGGAGAUACAAAUCGUCCUCUAGUUAUAAAUGAUGAUCAACCUACUACUACUAAUAAUAAUCCAGAUACUAUGGAUGAUGAUAAGAUGGAUACUUCAAGUGGACCACCAUCACCCGACACUACCACCGAUAUCUAAUUAAAUCGAGGGUUAAGUAAUCCGGCUACUAUAACCCUCGAUUCAAACGACACUCGACACUCGCAAGAGAGGGGCACGGAGAAGGAUAACCCCACUGACUGAGGGGUGACCUUCAUACGGAUACCUAAAGAAAUACCAUAGGAAUAAGAUGUCAGCAGCGAUGGAUCUACCUACGCGCGACCAUUAUCUAUAAAGAUUUCAUCAAAUCGGAAUAAUACAUAUCUCAGGGACAUGUAUACGAUUAAGAAUACAUUUUGGGAAUAGGUACGGAUUUAUAACACUAACACUAUAGGGUUUUGCAUUAAAGACGGGUGUGGAAUAUCUUUUCGAUUUUGGAUUGCGAGAUGGUACCACCAUUAUCAAUGGUGCCAAUGACGAUCAACACACAUCCCAAGCGACAUUACAGAUAUAUCAACCUAAAAAAAAAAAAUCAUAACAAAAAAAAAAUAAAUAUUAAGUAUUAGUAUAUAAGAGACCUUAACUAAAAAGAAAACAACACACAACAACAACAACACAGGAGGCGCGCACAGUAGCUAGUUAACAAGAUCGGCUAUAUCUACACUGAGCAUCUAUAUACGGCUAUACGCUAUAUCGGGCUAUAUCGAAGCUAAUAUAAUCACACUGUCUAGUUUGUAAGAAUUUGUAUUUCAAAAGGAGGAGUGACUUGCUAGUCGCUAUAUCUCUCCUUAAAUAAAUACAUUAUAUGAGCAUUCAAA
Messenger RNA from Drosophila bipectinata, 1439 nucleotides. The record is from RefSeq and is a predicted model, not a curated record. NCBI's taxonomy places the organism in Eukaryota, Metazoa, Arthropoda, Insecta, Diptera, Drosophilidae.